This is a messenger RNA of Nymphaea colorata (pocket water lily), 492 nucleotides long. RefSeq names its product kiwellin-like. NCBI's taxonomy places the organism in Eukaryota, Viridiplantae, Streptophyta, Magnoliopsida, Nymphaeales, Nymphaeaceae. The record is from RefSeq and is a predicted model, not a curated record. Bases 1 to 492 code for a protein of 163 amino acids. The transcript has 2 exons.
AUGGCAGCGGCAGCAUCGUUCCUAAAACUUCUUCCUGCUCUUCUUUCCCUUCUCCUGAUCAUCACCCCCUCACCCUCAACCCUCGCUCUCUCCUCCUGCAACGGCCCUUGCAGCGACCUCAGUGACUGCGAUGGGGAGCUUAUCUGCACCGGCGGACGCUGCAGCGAUGAUCCCGACGCUGGCACUCGCAGUUGUACUGGUGCAGGAUCGCCUCCCAAGGAUGAUGGGUGUAAUCCGAUCGGACCUAUGGUGUGCGAGGAGACGAGCUACCCCACUUACGCAUGCUCUGCUUCAGUUUCUUCCUCCACCAAUGCCACCCUCACGCUCAACAACUUCAGUCGAGGAGGAGAGAAAGCUGGGCCAUCGGAGUGCGAUGAGUCCUUCCAUGACAACUCGGACCAGCUGGUGGCUCAGUUGAGUGGGUGGUUCGUGGAACAAGCUCGCUCUGGCUUGAUACAGAUGUUGGAGAGGUGGGCAUUCCUUGAACCAUAG